Messenger RNA from Myodes glareolus (Bank vole), 1373 nucleotides. RefSeq names its product glutathione S-transferase A4. Gene Ontology annotation, biological process: xenobiotic metabolic process; glutathione metabolic process. The record is from RefSeq and is a predicted model, not a curated record. NCBI's taxonomy places the organism in Eukaryota, Metazoa, Chordata, Mammalia, Rodentia, Cricetidae. Gene Ontology annotation, molecular function: glutathione transferase activity.
AGGGCCUUGUUUAUACUCAGUAACCGCUCUGAGCUAUGUCCCCAGCGCACUUUUUACUUUUAUUUUGACAUGGGGGUCUUACUAAAGUGCUCAAGCUGGCGAUGAACUCUCUUUGUAGCCCAGGCAGCCCUAGACCAUCCUCCUGCCUGGCUUAGAGCUGAAAUUUCAGCUAGGACCUGUGGCUUAACUCGUUCCGUCUUCUAGAAGAUUUUGGACUUACUUCCUUUUCUCUAAGCAGUAACCCAGUUAGCCCAAAGCUAUCACACACGGCUACGCUCUGCUCAAGCCAAAUGAGCUCUGGGAUGAACCGCUGUGCACCGGCUCCCAUUCUGAAACCUCACCCCCCAAGGUCGGCGCACCAAAAGCCCACUUGGUGAGCCAGCUCUGUUUAACUCGGUUCAUACUUGGACAACUCUUGAGGAGUACGAACUGGAGUUUUUCGAUCUGUUGGUUCUCAAGUUCAUUCCUGCCUCUCAGAGUGCUAGUCUAAAGCUACAGCCUAAGCAAGACCCGAGAAGCUCGCCCGAAACUGAACCAGGAGUCAUGGAAGCCAAGCCCAAGCUCUACUACUUUCAGGGCAGAGGCAGGAUGGAGUCCAUCCGCUGGCUGCUGGCUGCGGCGGGAGUGGAGUUUGAAGAAGAAUUUCUGGAGACAAGAGAACAAUAUGAGAAGUUGCUAAAAGAUGGCCGUCUGCUUUUUGAUCAAGUCCCUUUGGUUGAGAUUGAUGGAAUGCCGCUGACACAGUCUAGAGCCAUCCUCAGCUACCUCGCUGCCAAGUACAACUUGUACGGGAAGGACCUGAAGGAGAGACUCAGGAUUGACAUGUAUACUGAUGGCACCCUGGACCUGAUGAUAAUGAUUGCCCAGGCUGCAUUUAAACCCCCGAAGGAAAAAGAGGAGAGCUAUGCUUUAAUAGUGAAGAGAGCUAAAACCCGUUACUUCCCUGUCUUUGAGAAGAUUUUGAAAGACCACGGGGAGGAUUUUCUUGUUGGCAACCGGUUCAGCUGGGCAGACAUACAGCUGUUAGAAGCCAUUUUGAUGGUGGAGGAACUCAGCGCUCCCAUUCUGUCUGACUUCCCUCUGCUGCAGGCAUUUAAGACAAGAAUCAGCAACAUUCCUACAAUUCAGAAGUUUCUGCAACCCGGGAGUCAGAGGAAGCCACCUCCAGAUGACCACUAUGUUGAGGUGGUCAGGAACGUUCUGAAGUUCUAGUGGCAGCAGGCCUUAAGGUGGCCACAGCGAGUAUCCAAUUGCAGCGUCACCGUAGGCCAGCCACAGAGCAUUCCAAAGCAAGGUAUAGAUCCCAGGAGGCUUCGAGAAGAAAAACCCCUCUGCUAUCAACGACACAUGCCAAUUAAAUAUGGUGAAAAAUU